AUGGAAUAGACAACUUAGAUGGAUGAUCAGACCAAUUAAAAGCCUAAUAAAUGUCAAUGUAAAUGCUAAUGCAUAUCUAAUAAUGAAAGCACACAACUUCAUUUGAAAAAAGAUGUUCAUAUCCAAACAUAAAUAUUUGAUCAAGAUAAGCAAACCUUUGAAAAGGCCAUGAAAAAUGAUGAGAGCAAGUUAAUAGAAGAGACUGAAAUUAGAAAAAAAUUGAACCUAACUGAUCAAGAAAAAAUAAUUUUUUUCCAUGGCGAGGACUUAGAGCCAGAGUAAAUACCACCUGCUUAGAAUAUUCCUUCGCUAAAAACUUUCAAAUUUGUGAAAAUUUUUCAGGAAAAAUCGAAACGCUGGAAAUCCAUGUUUAUUUGUACUUACGAUCACUGCGAUAUUGUGUUGAAAAAAUGGGGAAACAUUUUUGACCAUUUGCGCAUACACUGCAGAGAGAGACCUUUUGUGUGUCCUCUGCUUAUGAAACAUUUUUUGAAGAAUCAUGGAAAAGGUAUAUAUAUGGAACAAGAAGAAGAAGAGGAUCUCUUAGAAGAGACCAAUGCUUAAGCUUAAGAGCAGCCAUUAAAUGUAAAUGUUGGUAGUUAAAUAAAUGCCUGA
Messenger RNA from Stylonychia lemnae, 615 nucleotides. Lineage: Eukaryota; Ciliophora; Spirotrichea; Sporadotrichida; Oxytrichidae. The record is from the annotation of a GenBank genome assembly.